Scleropages formosus (Asian bonytongue) is the source of this 2802-nucleotide messenger RNA. RefSeq names its product synapsin III (gene syn3). Bases 161 to 1759 code for a protein of 532 amino acids. The record is from RefSeq and is a predicted model, not a curated record. Gene Ontology annotation, biological process: neurotransmitter secretion. Gene Ontology annotation, molecular function: ATP binding. NCBI's taxonomy places the organism in Eukaryota, Metazoa, Chordata, Actinopteri, Osteoglossiformes, Osteoglossidae. Gene Ontology annotation, cellular component: synaptic vesicle; synaptic vesicle membrane. The transcript has 14 exons.
GGCAUUUUCCCGGCAUGCUCCGCGGUGGAGGGAGGGAGGCGCGGAGCAGGUAGAGUGCGCUGCUGUGUCAGAGCCUCGGAGAGGAGCAUCUCUGCGCGGCAGUGUGACCUCAGCCAAGGAGCUGUGCAGCCCUUACCUCCUACAUCAAGCCCCAGGCACCAUGAACUACCUGCGCAGGCGUCUGUCCGACAGUAGCUUCGUGGCAAACCUGCCCAGUGGCUACAUGUCGGACCUGCAGCGGCCGUCAAGCCCCUCCAGCUCACCAGCGUCCCCCGCCUCACAGCGACGGGCCCAGCAGCACUCUGCCCCGGCCUCCUCGUCCGCCUCCUCCUCCGGUGGCUUCCUCAGCUCUUUCUCCAGCGUGGUGAGGAAUGCCCAGAACGCCACCCUGGGGCAGACGGAGACCCCCCAGCCGGCCCCCAUGCCAGCGCUCGUCCCGAUGCCAGCGUGUCCGGUACCCGUGGUACGCAAGCCCAGGGUGCUGCUGGUUAUCGGAGAGCUGCACACAGACUGGGCAAAGUACUUCCGUGGAAAAAAGCUCAACGGGACGUGCGAGAUCCGCAUGGAACAGGCUGAAUUCUCUGAGAUAAGCAUCUCAUCCAACGUCAGUGGCGGCUGCACUAUCGACAUGCAGGUCUCGAGGGGCGGCACCAGAGUGGUCAGGUCUUUCAAACCAGACUUUGUUCUGAUUCGCCAGCAUGCCUAUAGCAUGACCCCCGGUGAGGACUUCCGGAGCCACGUAAUUGGCCUGCAGUUCGGGGGUGUCCCCAGUGUCAACUCCCUCUUUUCCAUAUACAACUUCUGCAGCAAGCCAUGGGUGUUUUCACAGAUGAUCAGGCUCUACCGCUCGCUGGGCCCUGAGAAGUUCCCUCUGAAUGAGCAGACCUUCUACCCAAGUCACAGCCAGAUGGUGUCAAUGCCCCUCCUCCCAGCGGUGGUGAAGAUGGGUCACGCCCAUGCUGGCGUGGGAAAGAUAAAAGUUGAGAAUCACAAUGACUUCCAGGACAUCACCAGCGUGGUCGCGUUGGCGAGAACUUAUGCAACUUCCGAGCCAUAUAUCGACUCUAAAUAUGACAUCAGGAUCCAGAAAAUCGGCAGCAAUUACAAAGCCUACAUGAGAACAUCAAUCUCAGGCAACUGGAAGGCAAACACCGGUUCUGCUAUGCUGGAACAGAUAGCUAUGACAGAGAGGUAUCGUCUUUGGGUGGAUUCCUGCGCUGAGAUGUUUGGAGGUCUCGACAUCUGCGCCGUGAAGGCCGUCCAUGGGAAGGAUGGCAGAGACUACAUCAUCGAGGUGAUGGAUAGCUCCAUGCCCUUGGUCGGGGAGCACGUGGAGGAAGACAGGCGGCUCAUUGCGGACCUGGUGCUUGAGAAGAUGGCCUCGGCGCUCAUAGGCUCCUCACUGGUGUCGUCCGCUCCAGAUAAGGUCCAGACCCAGCCGGGAGCACAGACAGCUCAACCGAGGAGAACCCAAGGUGGUCCGCGGUCAGCCUCCACGUCACCGUGCCAAUCGAACCAGGGAUCCCCUAAGCGUGCGCGCUCCGCCACCACAUCCCCCAACCAGGCCUUUCAGCCUGGCCCUCUGCCUGCCUGCUCCCAGAAGCAGCCGCUUCAGCUCAACAAGUCGCAGUCACUGACCAACACGCUGAGCACCAGGGACACGUCCCGCAGCAGCGGUGGCAGCGCCAGUGACGACGAGGCCAAGGCAGAGAGCAUCCGGAGCCUGCGCCAGUCCUUCGCAAGCCUCUUCUCAGACUAGCGCACGCCGGGGAGGAUCCUCGUCAGCGGCUCCCGUCCUGCUCUUCUGCUCACAUUCUUUGUUUGUUCAUUUUCGUGUGUAUUCAUCACGGCACUUCUCACACACUAGUGGUGUUUUUCUACAUUCGUAAGGCACUAGGCUGGAGCUGGGAUUCACACUGAACUUCCUGUCACGUCUCAGAGCACCACAAAGCAAUAUUCUGGAUGAUGACCAUUUCACACUUUGAGCCUUUUCCUAAAAAUUCUGAAUUAUGAUGUCACUUUGUCACAGUGUUGGAGGUUCGAACCUGGCCAGAUGGCCGACUCGGUGUCCUCGCAGCGCACACACUUUACGGAGUGUGUUGUUCUGUCUGCCGUCUUCCCACUUUGACAUAUCCACUUUGGAUCCUCCUAGAGCUGUCUGGACAUAGCUGGAUGCUUCUCACAGGUGAUACUGAAUACGGGGCCCCUGACCUUCUGCUGCAGAAUUUUCAGUAACUACAUAAGUGUCAAACUGAAUGGAAGCUAUUUCCAUUUUUUUAUCAGAAACAAUUUAUCGUGAGUUUCACUGAACUCAUUGUCAGUAAUUCAUAAGUGUAUGGUGUCUUACAUAAGAAAUUCAUCAGUGUGUGUGCAGAUUGAGCUAAAUAUGCUUUAAUGGGUCAGCAUCCGUUGAUAAAUAACAGACAGUAACGCCACUGAAACACUGAAGCGUUUGCAGAGUAACAAUUUCAUAGAAAAAUCCAGCGACGUGUCUAUUGGUCUUGUGCUUCCUCACAAAUGACCUUUUGCACCAAUUCUAAUUUCUUUCAGACAUACCUACAACAUACAUUUGAACAUAUAAAUCUUGUUGAUCAGUCUUAAAAAUGUGUCCUAACUGCCCUACCCGGUCCUAUUUGCUUGACCCUAGUCUGUGAUAUAAUAAUUCUGUAGCGUUUGGCAUGUUUAACAUUCUGCUUCUCCACCAGUCGUUAGAUUACAAUAUAACCGUUUAUGGGGGGGAGGGGAGAGACACAGAAGCUCGCAAAUGUUUAAAAGCAGUUCUGAACAUGUGGGCCUUAAGCC